Tarenaya hassleriana is the source of this 4066-nucleotide messenger RNA. RefSeq lists its product as uncharacterized. Gene Ontology annotation, cellular component: nucleus. The coding region runs from base 183 to 3860 and encodes 1225 amino acids. The transcript is spliced from 13 exons. Gene Ontology annotation, molecular function: ubiquitin protein ligase activity; zinc ion binding. The record is from RefSeq and is a predicted model, not a curated record. Lineage: Eukaryota; Viridiplantae; Streptophyta; Magnoliopsida; Brassicales; Cleomaceae. Gene Ontology annotation, biological process: protein ubiquitination; ubiquitin-dependent protein catabolic process.
CCUCCACAGAGAGAGAGAGAGAGGGGCGCGCACAGCUUUCGGUCUCCACAGUGAAGAAACGACGAAAAUGGCAUGAAUGCGAUGAUGACCAUGAUUCUAUAGUUACCAAUUCGUUAGGGUUUUUGGAAUCCGAAUCGACGAGCAAUUUCCGCCAUAGCCAGAUCUUCUCACAGGUGUUUAUAAUGGCGUCGUCUCCGUUCUCUUCGCUGCAACACUGCGACGGCGCAGGAGGAGGCGGGGUUGCUGUAAUGGCGAAUCCAUUGAAUGCGGUGGACUCUUACUCUUCUUCUUCGGCUUCGGGUUCUGGAUCCCCUCUUAGUGUUUCCGCCGCGCUCGACUCACCGAUCCUCAUCUUCCUUUUCUUCCACAAAGCCAUUAGAGCCGAGCUCGAUGGGCUUCACAGAGCCGCCAUGGCUUUUGCCACCAGUGAGGAGUAUGAAAAUAGCGGAGACGUGAUCAAGUCUCUGUUGGAGAGGUACCAUUUCCUCUGCGGUGUGUACAAGCACCACAGCAAUGCUGAAGAUGAGGUUAUAUUUCCGGCACUCGAUAUGCGUGUGAAGAACGUGGCACGGACAUACUCCCUUGAACAUGAGGGAGAAAGUGUGCUUUUUGAUCAUUUGUUUGAGUUGCUAAAUUCAAAUAUGCAAAACGAAGAGAGUUACCGGAGAGAGUUAGCAUCUCGCAUGGGAGCUCUUCAUACUUCGAUUAGCCAGCAUUUGUCCAAGGAAGAGGAGCAGGUGUUUCCAUUACUCAUCGAGAAGUUCUCCUACGAUGAGCAAGCAUCGCUAGUAUGGCAGUUUCUCUGUAGUAUUCCUGUCAACAUGAUGGCCGAAUUUUUGCCAUGGCUUGCUAGAUCGUUGUCCUCUGAUGAAUAUCAGAAUAUGCACAAGUGCUUGUGCAAGAUAGUUCCAGAAGAGAAACUUCUCCAACAGGUUAUUUUCAGCUGGAUGGAGGGGGCACAAGAUUGCCAUACUUGCAAACAUUGUGUGGUCACACAGAAUGUUUCAGUGGAUAAUGUAUCAAGGAAAACAAUGGAGAAUUGCUCAUGUGAAUCUUCCAGGUUGGGUAAAAGGAAACAUAUCGAGUUAGACAAAAACCCUGCUAAUUCUACUCUGUCCUGCCCAAUUGAUGAAAUACUUCUUUGGCACAAUGCAAUGAAUAAGGAGUUGAACGAUAUAGUGAAGGCAGCUAGAGAGAUUCAACUUUCAGGAGAGUUUUCUGACCUUUCUGAACUCAAUAAGAGACUGCAUUUCAUUGCGGAUAUUUGUAUCUUUCACAGCAUUGCUGAGGACAAAGUUAUAUUCCCUGCUGUGGAUGAAGAACUCUCUUUUGCCAAGGAACAUGCCGAAGAAGAACUUCGGUUUGACAAGCUCAGGCUCCUAAUUGAAAGUGUUCAGAGUACUGGAACCCAUUCUUCGUCUGAUGUGUUCUACACUGAAUUGUGUGCACAUGCUGAUCAAAUAAUGAAUAACAUACAGAAGCAUUUCUGUGAUGAGGAAAUUCAGGUACUUCCUCUUGCACGAAAACAUUUUAGUCCUGAAAGGCAGCGGGAACUUCUGUAUCAAAGUCUAUGUGUGAUGCCAUUGAAAUUAAUUGAAUGUGUGCUACCAUGGUUGGUAGGGACCUUAAGUGAAGACGAAGCUAAAUCUUUUCUUCAUAACAUGUACUUAGCAGCUCCGGCAUCGGACUCAGCACUGGUUAGACUCUUUUCUGGUUGGGCAUGUAAAGGUCGUUCCGGUAAUGCCUGUUUGUCUUCCAGUGCAUUAGGCUGUUGUUCUGCAAAAAUGUUUACUGGAAACAAAGAAGAUAAUAGUUGUACAUCCUGUGCUUGCCAUAGUCAAGUUUUUAAUGGGGAAGCAGCUUUUCCGAUCAAAGCAGAUGAAAUAGAUGAUGACACACGGCCUGUAAGACAUAGAGACCCAUCACUGGGAGAUGCACUAGGAGAGGAAAAUGGGAGAAAGUUAUUUUGCGGGAAUCAAGCUUGCUGUGUGCCAGGGUUAGGUGUAAGCAGAACUUAUCUGGGAACUAUUUCUCUCGCCACUGCAAAAUCAAUGCGCUCUCUAUCUUUCAGUCUCACUGCUCCUCUCAACUCCAGUCUUUUUAAGGAGAUGGAUCUCAUAUCCAGUGACACUGGUAAUACAUCACGACCUAUCGAUAAUAUAUUUAAAUUCCACAAAGCCAUACGCAAAGACUUGGAAUAUUUAGAUGCUGAAUCAGGAAAGCUCAGUGAUGGAGACGAGACAUUCCUUAGACAGUUUACAGGUAGGUUCCGACUUUUAUGGGGUUUAUAUCGGGCUCAUAGCAAUGCUGAGGACGAUAUUGUGUUCCCAGCAUUGGAAUCUAAGGAGACGCUCCACAAUGUUAGCCACUCCUACACUCUUGAUCAUAAGCAGGAGGAGCAAUUAUUCGAAGAUAUUUCAUCUGCGCUUUCUGAUCUAAAGAAAUUGCAUGAAGGCUUGAGCAGUCCAAAUUCUUUAGAUUCUUCAAAUCAAAGUGAUAUUAUCAGGAAGACAAAUGAGAAAGCUACACAACUUCAGGGAAUGUGCAAGUCCAUCAGAGUAACACUAGAUCACCAUGUUUUCAGGGAAGAAUGUGAACUGUGGCCAUUGUUUGAUAAACAUUUUUCUGUCGAGGAGCAAGAGAAAAUUGUUGGUCGAAUCAUUGGGACAACUGGUGCGGAGGUGCUUCAGUCAAUGCUGCCUUGGGUUACUUCUGCUUUGACUCAGGAGGAGCAAAACGAAAUGAUGGAGACAUGGAAGCAAGCUGCUAAAAAUACAAUGUUUAGUGAGUGGCUUAACGAGUGGUGGGAGGGAGCCGAAACCACUCCUAAUACAGUGACACCUGGUAGUUGCGUAUCGUUAGACCUCCAGGAAAAGGUGGAUCAUAGUGAUCAAACGUUUAAACCCGGAUGGAAAGAUAUAUUCAGGAUGAACCAAAAUGAGCUUGAAGCGGAGAUCAGAAAAGUUUCAAGGGAUCCGUCCCUCGACCCUAGAAGAAAAGAUUACCUUGUUCAAAAUCUUAUGACCAGUCGCUGGAUAGCUGCACAGCAGAAGGCCCCUCAAACAGGAACCGGAGAUGGUUCAAAUGAUGACCCACUUGAUCGUUCUCCUUCAUUCCGUGAUCCCAAUAUGCAGGUGUUUGGAUGUGAACAUUAUAAGCGGAAUUGCAAACUCGUUGCUGCUUGCUGUGGGAAGCUAUACACAUGCAGGUUUUGCCAUGACAACGUCAGUGAUCAUUCAAUGGACAGGAAAGCUACAACUGAGAUGAUGUGCAUGAAAUGCAUGAAAAUUCAACCCGUCGGUCCAGUAUGCAUGACACCGUCGUGUGGUGGGCUCUCAAUGGCGAAAUACUAUUGCAGCAUCUGCAAGUUUUUCGACGAUGAAAGGGAUGUAUAUCAUUGUCCAUUCUGCAAUCUAUGCCGCGUUGGAAGAGGACUGGGUGUUGAUUUCUUCCACUGCAUGAAAUGCAAUAGCUGCUUGUCGAUAAAACUGGUGGACCAUAAAUGCCGAGAGAAAGGCCUGGAGACUAACUGUCCUAUCUGUUGUGAUUUUCUUUUCACAUCGAGCUUAUCCGUGAGAGCUCUCCCCUGUGGCCAUUUCAUGCACUCGGCUUGCUUCCAGGCAUACACAUGCAGCCAUUACACAUGCCCGAUCUGUAGCAAGUCCAUGGGAGACAUGGCGGUAUACUUUGGCAUGCUUGAUGCUCUUUUGGCUUCUGAAGAACUACCAGAAGAAUACAGAGACCGUUUUCAGGAAAUGCUAUGCAACGAUUGUGAGAGGAAGGGGAGGUCACGGUUUCAUUGGCUAUACCACAAAUGCAGCUCCUGUGGAUCGUAUAAUACUCGAGUUAUCAAGAGUUAAGAUUCAUCAAACCGGUUUCUGCUUUUUUUUUUUUUUUUUGAUUCGUGAAAAGAUGUUCUUUUGGUCUUUGUAAGCCAUGCCACUUUUGGUCUCAAUACAGUGUUAUAAUUAAUUUUCAGACUAGUUUAGCUUUAGAGAGAGUGUUGUUUGUUGCCAUAAACUUUGUCCGAUCACUUGGUUAAGAUAUAUACUUAGUGGAUCUAUAA